Molecule: messenger RNA, 249 nt
Organism: Habropoda laboriosa
Lineage: Eukaryota; Metazoa; Arthropoda; Insecta; Hymenoptera; Apidae
Source: RefSeq, a predicted model, not a curated record
UCGGCGAACGCUGUUGGAUGCGGUCUGCACGUUAAUGGCAUGUGCUACGGUUCGCCUGUAAACGCAUCCAGGCUGCAUUGCGGCCGCACCUGCAACUCCACGCUGCGAUUCCACGAUGGCCAACAUUGUAGCUGACCGCACGUGUCUGCGAACACCUUCUGCCGGAUGCAGCUGGUCCCAUCAAGUACCAAUCUUGAAGACAUAAGUGACAAUUUUCUAGAUGAGAGAAAUAACAUAUUUUCUAAUUGA